Talaromyces stipitatus ATCC 10500 is the source of this 1992-nucleotide messenger RNA. RefSeq lists its product as uncharacterized. The transcript has 5 exons. Gene Ontology annotation, cellular component: nucleus. The record is from RefSeq and is a predicted model, not a curated record. NCBI's taxonomy places the organism in Eukaryota, Fungi, Ascomycota, Eurotiomycetes, Eurotiales, Trichocomaceae. The coding region runs from base 1 to 1992 and encodes 663 amino acids.
AUGUCCGCAGACGAGGCACGCCCGCCAAAGCGUGCCAGACAGGCUUGCGAGCCAUGCCGUCAAGAUGCCCCGGUGAACGGCCUACUUGCUCAUACUGUGAACGUCUUGGCCAGCAUUGUGAGUAUGCCGACGUCGCCGAUGAAGGAUCCGACUUUGCUCGGAAGGUGUGUUAGGCGCGAGCCUGUUCGAUCUGUCAUAGCAUCUACUACAGCGACUUCUCGGAAUAGACCGACAUAUCCAGAGUCUACGGGAAAUGUGCCAGUCCAAGAAUCCGUCACCCGAUAUCAAAGGAACGAGCAAACUGUUCUUUCCGCCUCCCGCCUAUUCCUGACUUAUUGUAGCUGCCAGCCACUUCCAUUAUUUCAUCAUGAUAGCUUCUUUGCUUCUCUCAGUGCCCGUGAUACUGAACUCGUGGAUGCAAUUCAAGCACUGGCAUUUCGAUUCAGCGAGGGAGGGAUUACAGAUCCUAUUAUUGAGCAGCAAAUAAACAUCCAAACGGAAAACUGUCGAAAACAAGUUAUGGACCGUCUUGCCAAUGGAACUGUCGAGUUGAGCACGUUGCAAGCCCUCUGUUUGCUAAGUCUGAUUGAACAUACUGCCGGUAACACGACUCGAGCUGGAGCCAAUUUAAAGCUUGCUAGCUACCUACUGGAAAGUUUGAAACCGAACUGUACAGAAUUUCCGAAGAACUUGGAAAACACGAGAGACGAGACUGAGCUGUGCCAUUGGAGCAUUCAUAUACUGUGCAACUUGCUAGACGACCCCUCUCAGUUGAGUGUGACUGCGCCUGGCAAUCAGCCAUACGGGGCCCCCCUUCGACCACAGGAACGGUUUUUCAUGCCAGGUCCUAAUCAUCGGGCCGAUAGGGGACUUUCAGAGCCAAAAGGAGACCAUGGCCUGCUUGCUUGUGUCAUUCGCCUCAGUGAUGUAUGGAAAUUAGCGAGAAUAUACGCCAGCACUCGUGUUGACCAGGAAUCUGCGCCUCCCUGGUCUCCACAGUCAGAUUAUUCAAUCAUCACAUUCAGUCAUACUGAAAUAGAGAGUCAAACUCCGCUCAAAUAUAGACUACAUGCCAGCCGGUUUCCAGACACAUCGCCUGCGGAUAUAUUGGAGAAAAGAGCAUAUUGGGGACCGUGGCUCUUCAUCCAACUAGUUUGGCAUGCCAUACCCUGUAUUCUCAACCAUCCAUUCCUUCUCUCAAUGCGUUUGAAAAACUUUCGACAUACGAUGCCGCAAUCUUUCUUGCGAAACUCAUUUGAACAAAUUACCUUACAUACAGGUUGGAUCUUGUAUUUCGUCGAUCUGCUCGAAACAAAGCAAUACGAAGUCUCGGAUCCGACUUUGGGCCAGUGUGUAGCGGUUGUUGCGACAAUCUAUCUACAGCACAGUUUCGUUGAUGAGCUGUCUUUCAGAGAGAAGGCACAGGCUGGGUUUGAGAAAUGUAUGAGAUUCCUACGGCGGAUGGCGCUGAGGUGGCCUCAUAUCGAAAGACAGGUACGGAAUCUGCAGCAGCUGAGAGACAGUAUCUCUGCGGGCGAAGUACAACAACAAGACCCAAGUUUACACGCAGCACGUGACUCAGGUCGUCAAUGGCUAUUCAACGUUAAUCUACUAAGUCAGAUACUAGAAUGUAAUAAUGCUAGCCAGGCUUACAAUCCGUCGGGGGAUAUUUUCGGCCCAGAGCUAGCCCGGGACAGAGUCGCUUAUGCUUCCAGAUCGGGCACUUUCACACCAGAUCCGGAUUUCACCUUCAUUGGAGUGCCAGGCAUUUCCGGGCAUAAGACCGUGGCCAAGGAGGUAGUAACCUACCCACCUAAUCAGCUGCAGUCGCAAGUCGAUUUGAUGUACCAUGUCUCACCCAGUGCACCUAUUGACCUAUCUAACUUGUUGGACAAUCAGCCUGGGCUACUGGACGCUCCCGAAGCAGCUUUUCUACAACCUUAUGAUUAUGGCAGAGCUAUUGAGAAUUGGUUGAAUUUUUCUGCCGCAUGA